This is a messenger RNA of Didymella exigua CBS 183.55, 1241 nucleotides long. Its product is annotated as solute carrier family 25 member 38. The coding region runs from base 119 to 1105 and encodes 328 amino acids. Gene Ontology annotation, biological process: glycine import into mitochondrion. Lineage: Eukaryota; Fungi; Ascomycota; Dothideomycetes; Pleosporales; Didymellaceae. Gene Ontology annotation, cellular component: mitochondrion; mitochondrial inner membrane. Gene Ontology annotation, molecular function: glycine transmembrane transporter activity. The transcript has 2 exons. The record is from RefSeq and is a predicted model, not a curated record.
CUCUUGUGCACGAUUGCAACACCCACUUACACCGUUCCGCAUUGCUCAUACAUCCUCAUGAUGCUUCACAUAGCAUCGAAAAAUACGCUAGCAUUAUAAACACAUCGACAGCGCGGCAAUGUCAGAUGGAGGGAAGUCGCGCUCGUCGUCUUCAUUUCAUUUCCUCGCCGGCCUGAGCUCCGGCGUUCUCUCAGCCGUACUUCUCCAGCCAGCCGACCUACUCAAGACCCGCGUCCAGCAGUCACGCUCGAGCACGCUGCUCGGUACGAUCCGGUCUAUUGCCAGCGGGCCCAACCCUAUACGACAGUUCUGGCGCGGUACACUCCCCUCAACACUACGUACAGGAUGCGGUUCGGCGAUAUACUUCUCCUCACUCAAUGCGCUCAGGCGCCGCGCAGCCUUGCUGGCAGCUGGCCGCGCUGAUGCAGCCAUCGUGACGGGCGACCACUCGUCCUCUCUUCCAAAGCUGAGCAAUACUGCAAAUCUAGCCACUGGGGCGGCGGCGCGAACCUGGGCAGGCUUCAUCAUGAUGCCAAUCACCGUGCUGAAAGUGCGGUAUGAGAGCACUUUGUACGCAUACACGAGCAUGGCGAGCGCAACAAGGGACAUCUACCGCACGACAGGCCUCAAGGGCUUCUUUGCAGGUUUCGGCGCAACAGCAGUGCGGGAUGCGCCCUACGCAGGUCUCUAUGUCCUUUUCUACGAGCAAUCGAAGCGUCGUCUCUCAGCCCUCGCGACCAAGAUCGAAUCAGCCGACCCCUCCGCAAGCGCAAAGCUCUCUAACAGCACGAGCGCGGGUAUCAACUUCAUCUCGGGCGUUGCAGCCGCUGGACUCGGCACGACCAUCACGAAUCCGUUUGAUGCGAUCAAGACCAGGAUCCAGCUGAUGCCGGACACAUACACGAACCUGCUGCAGGCGGGCAAGAAGAUGCUGGCUGAAGAAGGACCGCGGAGUCUAUUCGACGGACUGGGCAUCAGAAUUGCGAGGAAAGCAGUCAGCAGUGCGCUUGCGUGGACGCUGUACGAGGAGCUGAUUCGCAGAGCUGAGAGAGGGUGGCAGGAGGUUGAGGGCGCUUCAUCCGUAAAGGUGGAGAGCAAGGUAUGAGCGUUUCAUGAUAUGUACAGUGUCUUGUAUCUGCAUGUUGGCCAGGCGUUCUGGACGGUUGCAUGAUGAUAGGCGAUACCUCUACACUCAAAUGAUGUAUGAAGGACUCAAAAUUUUGAUAAAAGUAAUUUCUUCG